CAGGCACGUUCACUAGUUUUGCUUUUCGCGCCUUAAAUAUACCUAACCUAUCUUAAAUAUACAAAGCUUUUCAACUUUUUUCGAGGAAAAAACUAAGUCUUGUCCGAAUACAAAAACUGCUCGAUCUUUCCUCCCGUUACUUAGCGAGCUGUUUGAGAUCUCGAGUAAUGGAGGAAGUAACGAAAUGUAGAUACAUCGAUUGUGUCGACAUACGGGAAAAGGAGCAAAUACUUCACGAACUUCCCGUUUGCGAUACCGGUCUCUGUGUGAGGUGGUUGAUCAACAGUGGUCACGUGGACCUAAUUGGGAGUGAUCUCGAUGUUUUACGGUCUAUGAAGUUUUUCAUCUGCAAUAAUCACUUUACGGAAGAUUGCUAUCUCAGUAAAGGCACUCUAAAAGAAAAUGCAGUCCCUUCUCCGCAUUGGAGUGCUGUUUCGAGGACAUUGAGAAAUUUGAAAAUACGACGCAAAAUUCAAUUAAACGGCCAAGAAAGUUCUAUGGAGAGAGUAACCACGGAUCAGGCUGCAGAGAAAAAUGCUCCUUCAGAAUUUGAAGUGGAUCAAUGGUGUAGAACAUGCGCGACCAAGAAACAGAAUCUUGUAAGUAUGACGACCAAGGGAAAAGGCACAGAUAUGAGCCUUCUGUCGAAACUGAAACUUUUGAUAGAAAUCGACGACGAAGAUGACUUACCUACAAAAAUGUGCGACGAAUGCGUCGACAAAUUGGAACAGUCGUUCAAGUUUUUUCAACAAAUUUACGUAGCAGACAAUACACUGCGUCACGUAUUUCCAAAUACACGGUCGAGCAACGCACCUAGAAAACCACUACGUUCGAUAGGCGAGCACAUGAGAAACGAGCAGAAGGAAAAAGAGAAAGGACAAGAGGAAGAGCAACUGCAACUGCAACAGAUUCAAGAUCGCGCUCCAAAAGUUACGCGUGGUAUUUUUAGACGCGGUCGAGGCAGACCUCGCACCAGAGGUUACGCAGCCAGAGCAAGAGCUAGACAAAGAUCUGCCCAAAUAUCGGCCUCAAUUACAAACACUAGCAACACUACCAACGCUAAUCUAAACGAUAAUAAGGUUUACGAGAGAAGAGCGAACGAAACGUCCGUGUUGAAGAGCGACGCUCAGAGCGCGAUGCACGACGAGGAAAGACAAGGUGACACCGUCUUUUCAUUGCUUACCGAUACAUGCCACAGCGACGAGGAACUAGACUGGUCGGACGUGUUGAAAGUGAUGAGCGAUCAAAGAUACAAGCACGUUGUUUCCAGACAAAAAACAGAGACAAAACUGGAAGACAAAGUACAAAAGAAUAAAACGGAAGAGCAGGUACGCGAGUCGAACGUAACACCGUUGCAAGCGGAGGCAACGAAGAUGGAGACAACAGCGAAGAGAGAAACUGCAAUAGAAACUAAAGAUAAGGUACAAGAAGCGCUAGAGGUAGAGAUAGAAGCAGAGGCAGAGGCAGAAGCAGAACCAAUGGCAGAAUCAGGGGCAGAACCAGAGGCAGAAGCACAAGUAAAGAUGGAGACGGAAGCGGAGGUGCAGUCUAAUAAGGUGGUGGCGAAAUUAGCAAGAGAGAAGAAAGUUCCACAGAUACGUUGCCAGUUUUGUGACAAAUCAUUUAAACUUCGACGUCGGUUACAGACACAUUUAUUGGAUAGUCAUUCUCAAAUAUCCGGAUAUAUGUGCGUAGAUUGUCUAAUUUGUUAUGAAACUAGAUUGUUACUCUUAAACCAUCGUAAUCUACAUCAUGGAGAUCGAAGGUAUCGCUGCGAACAUUGCCACCAAGAAUUUCUUGAGAAAAGAGCGCUGAGGGAGCACAUAAAGAAAUGCGAAUCGCAAGGUGCAACCCGUUAUUCUUGCGAUUCGUGCGAGUCAAUCGAUGCGUUCUCCUCGAAGCAAGAGCUGAUCGAUCACAUGAAGAUUCAUCCGGAAGUUUCGCCCGUAACGUUUCACACGGAGCUUGACAAUUUGCGGAAAACGGAGAAUGAAUUAGCAUCGUCCGUAGAAACCACGGUAAAACUCGAUCCGUGUACUCAGUCCGAGUACUCUCCGUCUGUUGCGCCUUCGAAAGACACGGUGAUCGAUGAAAUUACCAUGUCGAAUCCGGACGAAAAAAGUGGCAGCAGCGCUGUUGAUUCGAGCAAUUUAUUCAAGGCGAAUAUAACGGAAGAAACGCAACCAGCGUUGACCAGUGGCGAAGAAUCGGCGAUGAUGGUGAUUUGUCCAGAUUGCAACGAGCAAAUGCACGAUACGGUGGAACUCAGUCUCCAUCGGAUGCGUCGUCAUUCGAUGAACAGAAAGGAUGCGACCUGUCUUCUCUGCGACAACAAAUCGUUUUCUUCGUUGGACGAAUACGAACAGCACGUACUCGAUCAUUGUAAACGACUAAGAAUAUCACCAUAAUGAAAUGAAUUUUUUCUUUAUUACAUAGUAAUACCGCAUACGCAACGAUAAAGACGACUCAUUAUUAUCAAUCGAUACACAGUAUGUUUCUUCAUGUCAGGGAAAUUAAUCGCUCUGUUAAAAUAUCGCGUGUUGUACAUGUUCGUGUUACGUCGAAUUCUACGCCAUUUAUUGUCAUCUAAAUUCUAUUAUCUAAAUUUCAAUCGGAUUGAUACAACGUGGCUAAAUGUUGAAAAUAAUCGAGCAAGUCGAUCGUUUCUUUCAUUCGGUUGUCGUAUUAAGUAAGUCGCGUAAAAAGUAAAAAAAGUACAAAAUAUCCGAGGGUAGGGAGCAAUGGGUAAUGAUAAAUAGCGUGUCGACGAUCUGCGAUGACGGUGUAUGACUUGCGAGACGAUGAGCGCGCACUUUACCACGUUACACACCGUGAUGGAAAGAAUAUGUUUUUGUCAUUUUAUUCAAAAAGUAAAGAGAGAAAGAGAGAGAGAGAGAGAGAGAGAGAGAGAGAGAGAAUAUCUGCGUGCACGUGUGUAGAUAGGUUUAAUAUGCGCGUAUAAAUGUACAUUUUCACGGAUCGUGUGUAUGGGCUUGUAUGGCAGAUGUGAGACGAUCGAAAGGUGCGCGAAUGCAACAGCGAGUCACAAUUGUUCAUUAUUUACAAUCAGCCGAAUUCGACCGAGAGCUUUUAAAAUCAAUCAGUAAAUAAAUAUAUAUCUUUUGCGAACGAUA
Messenger RNA from Frieseomelitta varia, 3134 nucleotides. RefSeq lists its product as uncharacterized. NCBI's taxonomy places the organism in Eukaryota, Metazoa, Arthropoda, Insecta, Hymenoptera, Apidae. The record is from RefSeq and is a predicted model, not a curated record. Gene Ontology annotation, biological process: regulation of DNA-templated transcription. The coding region runs from base 168 to 2408 and encodes 746 amino acids. Gene Ontology annotation, molecular function: RNA polymerase II cis-regulatory region sequence-specific DNA binding; zinc ion binding; DNA-binding transcription factor activity, RNA polymerase II-specific. The transcript has 2 exons. Gene Ontology annotation, cellular component: nucleus.